GAUUGCAUUAAAACACUUAUGCUAUUAGAAUUUCAAAUAUCAUCCUUUCAGUUGUCAUUGGUUGUGUAUCAGAUACUACAGAGCAGUGGUUGGACAAUAGAAAGAACGGCAGUACUUUCUUAUCUUGUUACUCUUUGCUCUCAAUUGUUUAUAUUUUACUGGAAUGCCCAUGAGAUAAUUAUUGAGAGUACUGAAUUGGCACAAGCUGUAUUUGAAAACGAAUGGUACACUUUUGACAGGAACAUCCAA
This is a messenger RNA of Anoplophora glabripennis (Asian longhorned beetle), 249 nucleotides long. RefSeq names its product odorant receptor Or2-like. The transcript is spliced from 3 exons. The annotation marks the transcript as partial. The record is from RefSeq and is a predicted model, not a curated record. NCBI's taxonomy places the organism in Eukaryota, Metazoa, Arthropoda, Insecta, Coleoptera, Cerambycidae. Gene Ontology annotation, biological process: sensory perception of smell. Gene Ontology annotation, cellular component: membrane. Gene Ontology annotation, molecular function: odorant binding; olfactory receptor activity.